Molecule: messenger RNA, 2846 nt
Organism: Amaranthus tricolor (Joseph's coat)
Lineage: Eukaryota; Viridiplantae; Streptophyta; Magnoliopsida; Caryophyllales; Amaranthaceae
Product: protein TOC75-3, chloroplastic-like
Exons: 8
Coding region: 142-2583 (813 amino acids)
Biological process (GO): protein import into chloroplast stroma; chloroplast organization
Cellular component (GO): chloroplast outer membrane
Molecular function (GO): protein-transporting ATPase activity
Source: RefSeq, a predicted model, not a curated record
AUCGAUAGUUGCUAGGGACUUUUGGCACAACUCUCGUUCGACCCCAAUAGAGACAUCCGAUACACCUCUCUUCCGUCUCCCUUCUUUAAACCCUCAGAAAUCCCUUCAUUUUCCUGCUGACCUUUCCUUAUCCACCCAUCAAUGGCGGCCUUCACCAUUCCAGGCGCCAUCACCACUCCUCCAUUAUCCUCACCUUCUCAAUUCUCCAAGUCACACCAUUCUUUUCACCUUUCUAACAAUAUCCAUCUCUCCAAAUCCGCUUCCAUUCACUCUUUUCUCCCCUCUCAUGAAUCCACAAAAAACCCUAAUCAAUCUUUCCGGAAUUCUCUUACACCCUCUUACGCAAAGCCCCUUCAAUCAAUUCUUUCUCAUCCAAUGACUAAAACCCUAAUCAUAUCUUCCCCAAUUGGACUCCUCAUUUUCUUCAAUGGUGGAAACGGAGGUUUCAACAAUGGAGGAAAUGGUGGUGGUGGUGGUGGUAGUGGUGGUAAUGGAGAUUCAUGGUGGUCACGUUUGCUUACACCAAAAGCCUUAGCAGAAGAUGAUAACGACAAUGGUUCUGAUAAAUGGGAUCCUCAUGGAUUACCAGCUAAUAUUGUAGUUCAGCUUAAUAAAUUAAGCGGGUUUAAGAAAUAUAAGGUUUCUGAUAUUCUUUUCUUUGAUCAAAGAACUAGAAGUACUGUUGGUACUGAAGAUUCAUUCUUUGAAAUGGUUUCUUUGAGACCUGGUGGUGUUUAUACUAAAGCACAGCUUCAAAAAGAGCUUGAAACUUUAGUUACUUGUGGCAUGUUUGAGAAGGUUGAUUUAGAAGGGAAAACUAAUCCUGAUGGUACUAUCAAAGUUUCUAUUAAUUUCUUUGAAAGUACUUGGCAAGCUGCUGAGAAAUUCAGGUGCAUCAAUGUGGGUUUAAUGCCACAAACAAAGCCCGUUGAGAUGGAUCCUGAUAUGACUGAAAAGGAGAAGCUGGAUUAUUUUAUUAGUCAGGAGAAGGAUUAUAGGAGGAGGAUUGAUAAAGCACGUCCGUGUCUUUUGCCACUUGCGCUUUACCGAGAUGUAAGGAAGAUUUUGAUGGACAAGGGGUUGGUAUCUGCCAGGUUGCUGCAGCAAAUCAGGGAUACAGUUCAGAAAUGGUACCAUGAUGAGGGUUAUGCAUGUGCUCAAGUGGUUAAUUUUGGGAAUUUGAAUACAAAUGAAGUUGUUUGUGAGGUAGUGGAAGGAGAUAUUACCCAGUUGUUGAUCCAGUUUCAGGAUAAACUUGGGAAUGUAGUUGAAGGGAAUACACAGUUUCCUGUAGUCUGGAGGGAGCUGCCUAAGCAGCUUAGAGUGGGUCACGUCUUUAAUAUAGAAGCAGGCAAGCAAGCUUUGAGAAAUAUAAACUCUCUGGGAUUAUUUUCAAACAUUGAAGUGAAUCCUCGCCCAGACGAAAAGAAUGAAGGAGGAAUUAUUGUUGAGAUUAAGCUUAAGGAACUUGAUCAGAAGUCAGCUGAAGUAAGUACGGAGUGGAGUAUCGUUCCUGGUCGUCAAGGCCGUCCUACACUGGCUUCUAUCCAGCCAGGCGGAACUGUCUCUUUUGAACACAGAAACAUCAAGGGUCUUAAUAGAUCAUUUCUUGGUUCAGUAACCACCAGUAACUUCCUUAAUCCACAGGAUGAUCUUGCUUUCAAGUUUGAAUAUGUGCAUCCAUAUAUUGAUGGUGUAUAUAAUUCUCGCAACCGAACUUUCAAAGCAAGCUGCUUCAAUAGCAGAAAGUUGAGUCCUGUGUUUACAGGUGGCCCAGGACUGGAUGAAGUUCCUCCUAUUUGGGUUGAUAGAUCUGGUCUGAAAGCAAAUAUUACCGAGAAUUUCACAAGGCAGAGUAAGUUUACUUAUGGGCUUGUAUGUGAAGAGAUUACAACACGGGAUGAAAGCAGCCAUAUUGCCACUACUGGCCAAAGGAUUUUGCCAAAUGGUGGAAUUAGUGCUGAUGGGCCUCCAACAACUUUAAGUGAUACUGGUGUUGAUCGUAUGGUGUUCGCCCAGGCUAAUAUUACACGAGAUAAUACAAAGUUUGUAAAUGGAGCUAUAGUUGGUGAAAGAAAUGUGUUUCAGGUAGACCAAGGCCUCGGGAUAGGCACUAAAUUCCCAUUUUUCAACCGUCAUCAACUGACACUAACCAAGUUCCUCCAACUGAUGCAAGUAGAAGAAGGCGCUGGAAAACCACCACCACCUGUUCUUGUCCUACAUGGUCACUAUGGUGGUUGUGUGGGAGACCUUCCAAGUUAUGAGGCUUUCACCCUUGGGGGACCCUAUUCUGUUAGGGGUUACAACAUGGGGGAACUUGGUGCAGCUAGAAACAUUCUUGAGCUUGCGGCUGAGUUACGGAUACCUGUCAAAACUACACAUGUGUAUGCUUUUGCUGAACAUGGAAACGAUCUUGGAAGCUCUAAAGACGUCAAGGGUAAUCCAACUGAAGUUUACCGGAGAAUGGGCAAGGGUUCGUCUUAUGGAGUUGGUGUCAAGCUAGGUCUUGUUCGAGCUGAGUAUGCUGUCGAUCAUAAUUCUGGUAUUGGCUCAUUAUUUUUCCGGUUUGGGGAGAGGUUUUGAGCUUGAUGGCAUUUUUUUUUGAAUUUAUUUAGCUUUUUGAUAGAUUGAUGUAGAACGGAAUUUCUGAGGAUUGUGAGUGGCGGAUUUUUAGCUUUAGUAUGACCCAUUGUCUUCUAAGGGAGCUAUGAGAUUUCAGAUAUGAGAACGGAUUUUUUUUUUAGUCAAUAGAGCGUUCAAUUGAAGUUGUCAAUACUUCCCUCUAAAUUUGAUGUUUGAUGUCGAAGUCAAAUCAUAAGCUUUAUGGUCAAAUUAUUUGGUCUUUC